Messenger RNA from Hemibagrus wyckioides, 6877 nucleotides. It is a transcript of the gene usp19, whose product is annotated as ubiquitin specific peptidase 19. The transcript has 27 exons. The record is from RefSeq and is a predicted model, not a curated record. Gene Ontology annotation, biological process: protein deubiquitination. Gene Ontology annotation, molecular function: cysteine-type deubiquitinase activity. Lineage: Eukaryota; Metazoa; Chordata; Actinopteri; Siluriformes; Bagridae. The coding region runs from base 388 to 4890 and encodes 1500 amino acids.
GCCCGGAAGUCGUGGCGGAUGGUCAGGCAGGAGGGUAGCUCGUGCGAUCUGAAACCCGUGUCCGGUGUGUUUUCUGCCCCAACCUGCGUGCUGGGAUCUGCUGACCGGUUUGAGGAAACAAGAAGGGUUUUAAUCUCCACUGUCCGAGCAGCAAUGGGCCCUGGAUAGAAUUUUCUGGAAAGGACGGAGCUUUUAGUUUCGAGUGCGCCAGUCGAACGCUCCCCAGUGAGUAGCACAUCCCGAUUCUGUGCUGGGAAAAGCAACGCCGCCAAAAUAGCCGGCCCGUGCAGGAAGCGGCGCAGCUCGGACUCAGACCCCAGUGAAAGCGGCUCGGCCGGCGGCAGCGAGGUGAGAAACAGCCGCCCUGUCAGCGGCAAGUGGCUGAAGAUGGCUAGCAGCAGCAGCUCUGCAUCAGGCCCUGCGAGCCGUCGGAGAGCGCAGAGAGGAGCUGAGGAGAGCAGCAGCAAGAAGAAGCAAAAAGACCGAGCUAACCAGGAGAGCAGAGAGGCCAAGCGCGCGGCCACUGCGGCUAACCUGGACACUAAGAAAGAUGUAUUUCUAGACUGGAAGCAGAAUGCAGAUGAGGUGAUCGUCAAGCUACGGUGUGGUGAGGGUGCACUGAAGCUGGAGAAUGUUGACACUGCCUUUUCAGACACGGCCUGCCAAGUCCGCUUCCCAGAUGGGCGAGAGUGGAGCUGUCACCUACACGCCGAGAUAGAGAGCUCCUGCAGUAAAGUGCUGUACAAGGAGAAAGGCAGCAUACUGCAACUCAUCAUGCAAAAGAAAGUCCCCUUCCACGACUGGCCCACUCUUAUGAACACUAAAGAGAACAGUCCAGUGAACAUCUUGAGGGAGAAUGAAUGCAGUCAAAAGUCAUCAACGGACCGCUCUGAGAAAUCCAGCCUGAGCUCUGAAACGCUCAAACCUUCCAGCAGACUGGAAGAGCAGGCACCACCGACAGAUCCGAAAUGUAGUAAACCUGACCGUGGUGUAAAAAGAGGGAUGAAGAAGAAACAGGUGGAGAACACUGAGAGUGCAGGUGUCAGAGUAUCUGAGACUAAGACCGGUGCUAAAGGAGACCUGACACCUGAGCCCACUGCCAAGAGAACUGUCCGUCCUUCCAAAAGCACAAAGGAGCCCACUGUAGCAUCUAGCCCUGCACGUGAGCAUCAGCUCAAACCAGUAGUCAAUGGCAAACCCCUAACAAGCUGUGGAUCUGCCUCUGUGUCCACUACUGCCCGAGAAGGCAAAUUACAACCCCAGAUUAAAGCAAGCCAGGGAGUACAAAAAGAGAAAGAGAUGGAAAAAAAGACAGACGGCCGCACUCAGGCCGAAGCGGGUAAAAAUAAGAAUCAGGUAACUGUUUGUGAGCCAAGGCUAGAACCACAUGAGCCAUCUCCUCCCAAAGUAAUACCUCCUGGAGAAACCUGUAAGACUGGGGAGACCAGCAGAGGAGGAACUGCUCCAGAAGACAGAGAGAAAAACAAAGAGCAAGGGAGGAAUGAAGGCGCCAUGCAGGACCGAAGACAAACGGAUGUCCCAGCUCACCGUGUGGAAUCUGGAGAGAUCGUUCCAACAAUUGACUCCAAGAGGCAAGUGAUUAAAAAUACAGAGGAGGAGAAGAGGGACAGAUCUAAAGAGGAACCAUGUGAGAAGAGUCUCGAGAAAGACAGAGAGCCAAUGGUGAACCUGUCAUUUGUGAAGAAUGAUUCAUAUGAGAAAGGGACAGACCUGAUGGUUGUCAAUGUCUACUUGAAGGAAAUCUGUAGAGAGAUUUCCAAGGCGCUCUUCAGGGAACAAGACUUCACCCUCAUCUUCCAGACCAGUGAUGCUAAUUUUUUACGUCAACAUCCAGACUGUGGACCAAACACUGUCUUCAAGUGGCAAGUCAAACUCAGGAACCUGAUUCAGCCGGAACAGUGUAGUUUUUGCUUCACUCCAUCUCGUAUAGACAUCACCCUGAGGAAGAGGCACAGUCAGCGAUGGGGAGGUCUGGAAGCCCAGGUUUCACAAGGUGCAGUGGGGGGUGCGAAGGUUGCUGUGCCCUCUGGGCCUUCCUCCCUUGAUAAGAGUCAGCCAGGGAGCAGUCAGCAUGCUCUGCCUGCCAAGGAGGAGCCUCGAGCAGGGGAGGAGAAGCCUAAAUCCUCUCGGACACCAGAGGAUGGUGCGUUAGAUGCCGUGGUUCCACAUUCUGUCUCUGAUCAUGUUCCAAUCAAACAAGAGCCAGCAAUCACCACGCCAAAGCCCACAUGUAUGGUGCAACCAAUGACCCAUGCUCCUCCUGCAAGUGGUGAGCGACCUGAGGAAGAGGAGGAGAAGAAGGUGUGUCUCCCUGGCUUCACAGGGCUGGUCAACCUGGGAAACACAUGCUUUAUGAACAGCGUAAUCCAGUCUCUCUCCAACACGCGUGAACUGAGAGACUAUUUCCAUGAUCGAGCGUUUGAGACAGAGAUCAACUGUAAUAACCCCCUGGGUACCGGUGGAAGGUUAGCCAUUGGGUUUGCAGUGCUGCUGCGGGCGUUGUGGAAAGGCACUCACCAUGCUUUUCAGCCCUCCAAAUUAAAGGCAAUAGUGGCCAGUAAGGCCAGUCAGUUUACAGGUUAUGCCCAACAUGAUGCCCAAGAAUUCAUGGCGUUCCUCUUGGACGGUCUGCACGAGGACCUGAACCGUAUCCAAAACAAACCCUACACAGAAACGGUGGAUUCAGAUGGCCGCCAGGAUGAGGUUGUUGCAGAAGAAGCAUGGCAAAGGCACAAAAUGAGGAAUGAUUCAUUCAUUGUUGAUCUGUUUCAAGGCCAGUACAAGUCCAAGCUCGUAUGCCCAAUGUGCUCCAAGGUUUCUAUUACCUUUGACCCCUUCCUAUACCUGCCUGUCCCUCUACCUCAGAAACAAAAGGUGCUCACUGUCUUCUAUUUUGCUAAGGAGCCCCACAAGAAACCAGUCAAGUUUUUGGUGAGUGUUAGUAAAGAGAACUCGAGCACAGCAGAAGUGUUGGAGUCGAUUUCCCGGAGUGUGAGAGUCAAACCAGAGAACCUAAGACUGGCAGAGGUGGUGAAAAAUCGUUUCCAUCGGAUAUUCCUUCCUUCUCACGCCCUUGAUACCGUUUCAUCCACCGACAUGCUCUUCUGCUUCGAGGUGCUGUCCAAAGAGCUGACUAAGGAGAAAGUGGUGCUGCUUAGGGUCCAUCAGAGGCUUCAGGUUCCCAGUAUUCCUAUACUCAAGUGUGCUGCCUGUCAGAAACCUCCUCUGUCAGACGAUGAGAAACUGAGGCGCUGUACACGCUGUUAUCGUGUGGGUUACUGCAACCAGGCUUGCCAGAAGAACCACUGGCCCACCCAUAAAUCUCUAUGCAGACCCAACUCUGAGAAUGUAGGCCUGCCAUUUUUGAUCAGUGUGCCUGAGUCGAGGCUGACCUACACCCGCCUCACUCAGCUACUUGAGGGAUAUUCCAGGUAUUCAGUGAACGUUUUCCGUCCUCCGUUCCAAUCUGGUCGGACCUCCCCUGAGGCUAGCCUGUCUCGUGCUGAUCACCAUCUAUCAACCGGUUCAACUGCUGAGGGAUCUGGUACAGAGGAGGAAGAACUUCAUGCAGUUGAAGAAGGAGAAGUUGAGGAGCAGGCCAGUGUGUCUUCUGAAAUGGCAGCAGCACAGGCCUCUGCUCACUCAGCCGAAGACCUGAACUCUCUGUCCACUCAAACCACAGAUUCUGCCUUCUCUGAGCUGCUGUCCUGCUCCCAGGAUCCUUUUGGAGAGAAAGAAACGUCUUGUGAAAAGGCUGUGAAACCAGAAGCUGCAGUCACUGGGUACCAACAACCCUCAGAAUGUAGUUACAGGAGUGGUUCUCAAUUCUAUAUCUCACUACAAGAUGCCAACAACAAGGAAGUUAAACUUGAAGACAAAGGUGAUGGAGUUCUGGAGGUGCCUGAAGACUGCACAGUGGAGCUGGUGUGGAAGAAUAAUGAGCGGCUAAAAGAGUAUGUGCUGGUGCGCUCCAAAGAGCUGGAGUUUGAUGAGGACCCAGGCUCUGCCAGUGAGACUGCCCGGGCAGGACACUUUACACUCGAGCAGUGUCUCAACCUCUUCACCAAACCUGAGGUGCUAGCACCCGAGGAAGCAUGGUACUGUCCAAAAUGUCAGCAGCACAGGGAGGCUUCCAAACAGCUUCUGCUUUGGCGUCUGCCGAAUGUUCUCAUCAUCCAGCUCAAACGAUUUUCUUUCCGAAGCUUCAUCUGGAGAGACAAAAUAAAUGACAUGGUGGACUUCCCUGUGAGGAACUUGGACUUGAGUAAAUUUUGUAUUGGCCAGAAGGAGGAUGUCCAGCAGCCCCCUAUUUAUGACCUAUAUGCUGUUAUAAACCACUAUGGUGGAAUGAUUGGAGGUCACUACACAGCUUAUGCUCGUCUACCGAAUGACAAAAACAGUCAGCGCAGUGAUGUUGGCUGGCGUCUGUUUGAUGACAGCACCGUGACUACAGUAGAAGAGAGCCAGGUGGUGACCCGCUACGCCUAUGUGUUGUUCUACCGACGUAGGAAUUCUCCCGUAGAACGACCUCCUCGCCUGCUCGACCCGCUGGGAGCCGAGUCUCCCGCUGCAGCCGGAGCAGCAGCCAGUCAGGCGUCUCUGAUAUGGCAGGAACUGGAGGAAGAAGCAGAAGGGCAACAAGGCGCUCCCUCCUGGAGCCUCUUCCGGCCCAGACUGCGACAGAGAAGACCCAGGACGAGGCUGGGAGAAGAGGGUGACCGGCAUAGAGGGCUUUCAUGGCGCAGACAGGAAGGCGUUUCUGAUCAUUCUGAUGAUGACCGUACUACAUAUUUCCUCCUGGGCACUAUGGCUGCAGUGUUCGCAUUGCUGCUUAACAUCUUCUAUCCCCUGAUAUACAAGUCUCAUUAGGGAUAAGCUGAGAAGUGUCAUGUAGAGUGUAUAUAUGUACAGUGUGUUUGUUUUAUAUAUAUAUGUGUGUGUGUGUGUAUAUACACAGAGAGAGAGAGACACACACACAGACACGUGUAACAUGCAUCUAAAACACAUACAGUUGCUGUAGCUGGAUGGUUUAUUUAUUGUGUAAAUGAGGCUAAGAGCCUCUGUGACUUCUGUAUAAGUAUAGAAUGAACAUUUUUAAAUGUCUGUUUUAUUUUUGAUUUUUAAAUAGAACAGUGUAUAAUAAAUUAUUACUUAUGUACAGUACAAUAAUCUGUACUACCUUAAAGACACUUGAUUACAGGGCAAACUCAGGGCAUCCUGUAACUCUGACAUUAUUUUUAUUUCUUAUUCACAUCAUCUUCAGUAGAAACUUCAACACGCUGACUUUGAUUUUAAAAUACUCUCUCAGUAAUCUACAGCUGUGGUCACUCCAUAAUGACUGGCCUUACUGUGUAAAUCUAGAUUUUAUUCAGGUGAGUUUCUUACUGAUGGGUGCUGUUCUGUCCACCAUGACGACUGUUGUUUUGUUUGUUGCUGUGGAUUAAACUCUCAGAAUGAUCUUUGAAUUCUGUUGUUUUUGGUUAGCAUUUUAAUCUGAUUGUUUUUUUUCUUUUUCUCUCUGUUUGUUUUGCCAGCUGGUGAUAUCGCUGUCUUUUUUUUCUUUUCUUUUUUUUGCCCCUUGCUUUAAUUAGAGGUGUUCAGGACUGAGGGCCUCAUGUGCCUCACACCUCCAUUGUUCUGGGUUCAAUUCCCACUUCACCCUGAUUCACACGUUCUCCCCUUUCUCUCGGAGUACUCUGGCUUCCUCCUGCAGUCAAAAAGACAUGCACUGAAGGCUGAGUGGCUUGUGUGUGUGUGUGUGUGUGUGUGUGUGUGCAGUUCUACUAUAAGCACCCUGUCUAGGUUGUGCCCCUAGGGAUUGGGCAACCCUGUGUUUUAAAAAAAAAAAAAAAAAAAAUGCACACGGCGUCACACAUGUUAAUGAAUGUGGUCUUUCUUUCUUUUCUUUUUUUUUUAAUGUUUUGCCCUGUGGUCUUCAUAACUGACCACAAGGACAUGCCCAUUCCCAUGGUGUUUUUGGUGGAUGCUGUGAGAUCUCAGUCCUGAUGCACACCUCUAGUAAAUGUUUGUAAAUGUUCUCAGAUAAACAGUAAUGUGUGUUUUCUUUAGACAUUUUGAUGGCCUUCACUUUGUAAGGGAAUGUAGUGCUAGCUGGAGUGGUCAUGGCCUCAGGGAUGUAAUUUGAUAAUAUUUACUGAAGCCAUUUAUCCUGCACUGUGUCUGAUUAUCUCCAGGAAAUGCUUUUAAUACCACUAAACGACUUAUUUGAUAAAUUACGACGUAAAUGUUAAUGCAGGUUUACACACACACACACACACACACACACUCUGAUGCUAGAAACAGCUGUUUCCUGUAUGUUAUUGCAUAUAUACACUAUUGUAACUUUAAAUGGUUCUUGUUUUCCACAUCGUUCUCAUGAGAAUAUCUCUCUAUGAUGAGUCUACAUUCUUGCAACUGCACAGCCUUGGGUUUCAUUUAAUUCUCUCUUGUAAUGAUGUUAGUGUUUAAUCUUUGGUUGGUUUGUGCAAACUGUAUAAAAUACUUUUCCAUGUUUUAGAAGCUGUUUUAUAUUAAGUAUGUAUAUUAAUUUAUUUAUGCUAACGUUCUAUUUUUGCCGUGAUCAUCACCACAGAGUCUACUGCAGUGUCCUGAGUGCUUAAGUCGAGUUCCCUGUAAUUCUGUUUUGUAAAUAAAAUGACAGUCCUCCAGUGCACACAUGUAUUUUUGCUUGAUUUCUUUGUAAUCUUUAUAACUAUCCGGCAAAUAACAUUUCUCUCCUUCCUUGCAGCAGAAUGGCAGUGAUUUUUCUUCUUGGCUUUGCUUUAUAGUUAUAAAGGAGCGUGUAGCCUUUUCUCACUUGGCGUUGAUGUGCACCAGACGGGGCGUGAAAUCUCCC